AUGACAUCCUUCACCUUCUCAACAUGGCAGGAGCACCCCCACCCCACUACAGAGAAAGGUUUUGGUUUUCUUCAAUUUUUUUGUCUAAGAUAUCUUCAGAUUGGUUGUUGUGAGAAUCUAGAGUCGUUUCCUCAUGAGCAUUUGCAAAGUCUCACAUCUUUGGAAGAACUGUUUAUGAAAGAUUGUCCAAGUUUGGAUUACUCAUUUCCUUGUGGGUUGUGGCCUCCUAAUUUAAGUACCCUAUCUAUAGGUCGCCUAAAUAAACCCAUGUCAGAGUGGGGCCAUCAGAAUUUUCCAACCUCAUUGGUUAAACUAAACUUAUCCGGCCAAAAUUCAGGAGUGGUUUCAUUUGCAGUUGCACAAUAUAUGAGGAAUGCCGUUGCUCCAUCAUCUUUUCUUCUUCCACCAUAUUUAGUUUCUCUAGAACUUGAAGGUUUUAUGGAUGUAGAAUCACUAUCGGAGGUCUUACAACAGCUACCAUGUCUUAAGUGGGGCCAUCAGAAUUUUCCAACCUCAUUGGUUAAACUAAACUUAUCUGGCCAAAAUUCAGGAGUGGUUUCAUUUGCAGUUGCACAAUAUAUGAGGAAUGCCGUUGCUCCAUCAUCUUUUCUUCUUCCACCAUCUUUAGUUUCUCUAGAACUUGAAGGUUUUAUGGAUGUAGAAUCACUAUCGGAGGUCUUACAACAGCUACCAUGUCUUAAACAUCUUGUUACUUCAUCAUGCCCGAAGCUUAAAGAUCUGCCUAGACAACUUCCGCCCCAUAAAGAUGUGAUAGUAAGAGAGGUAUUCUGA
Molecule: messenger RNA, 792 nt
Organism: Lactuca virosa
Lineage: Eukaryota; Viridiplantae; Streptophyta; Magnoliopsida; Asterales; Asteraceae
Source: the annotation of a GenBank genome assembly